Prosopis cineraria is the source of this 718-nucleotide messenger RNA. RefSeq lists its product as uncharacterized. The transcript is spliced from 2 exons. Lineage: Eukaryota; Viridiplantae; Streptophyta; Magnoliopsida; Fabales; Fabaceae. The record is from RefSeq and is a predicted model, not a curated record. The coding region runs from base 94 to 366 and encodes 90 amino acids.
CAUAAUCAAGAAAGCACUCUUUCCUCCAUUUCUCUCCUCAAUUCGACCAUAACCAUUUAAACAAAGCUUGCUUCAGAGCCUCUGAGAAAGAAAAUGGCAACGCCACUCGAGAAUUCAGAUAAAACGUUUCCCCCUGCAGAUAUAGACGGUGAAUUGAAUCCCGAAGCCAAUAGGCAAGUUCAAGUUGAUCCUAUCUCAUCUGAGGUUGCCGCCUUCAACAAGGAACAAGCGGAAGCCAAACUGAAGAAGGAGAGGGAGCAGAAGGAAGCCAUGCGCACACUAAAAUCUGCCAUUAUAAUUGCAGGCAUAGUUGCAGCUGUGGCUGGAGCUGCCUUUGCCAUAACCAAGAAGCUAAAAGAGAAAUGACCUUCCCCAAGGAUAUAAUUAUCAAAAGAUUUAUAUAAAUAUCAGAUUAGAUAGCAAUCUAAGUUGCUUUUGGCCCCCCCCAAUUUUUUCUUUUUAAUUGUCAAGUCUCUUUCUUUUGUUUGAUUUGCUCACAAGCAGAGGUUCUUACAAACAACGCCUCUACUCCGAAACAUUGAAACAUUGAUAUUAUCUGCCUUGAAAUGAAGUUACCUAAUAUUUUUUAAUCUAUGUCCCCACUAUUUGGAAGGUCAAUUUUUUAUCUGGGAGAAGGAAAAAUGUAAGCAUACUUUUUAAAUGCCGAGUCUUAGGAAAUAUCCUCCUCAAUAUUCAAAGUUUAAAAGUAUUCUCUAAA